AUGUCUUUUAAAAUAUUCAUCGGCGUUUUCCUUAUUGAAUUUUUCUUCUGUGCUGUAAAUUCUCAAAUCCCUAUAAUUACUCAUGGAGCUACAGAAACAUUUGGUUAUGAAAAUCAACCGACUUCAAUACAGUGUCGAGUUCGGAGCAAUGGACCGGUAGAUGUUGGCUGGUAUUUAAAUAACACAAGACUCCCAAAAGAUAGUGAUUAUUGGUCAGAAACAACUAAAUUCGCUGAGGAUACAUUAAUUAGUGAGCUAAUGUUUCCGAUUUCGCGCGACUCAACGGGUUUUUACUACUGCAAUGCUACAAAUCACUAUGGAUGGUCGGCAUCCUCCCCAGCUAAUGUUUUCAUAGCGUUUAUGGAAGAUGAAUUUAUUGUUGAACCUCAGUCUAAAGCUGCAAGUAUAGGUGAGACCGUAAUUCUCUCUUGUGUACCUCCUAUUGGAUCCCCCAAGCCUUCAGUAACCUGGCUCAAAGAUGACAAGGAAGUCAGUCUCUCAAACCGAGUUCGUAUUGUCGAUGGUUCUGAUUUGCGAAUUGAACAAAUUUCUUGGAAUGAUGCUGGAAGCUAUUCUUGCAUUGCAAAGUCCCUUGCUUUUGAAAAAGCCACCAAGAAAGCCUAUCUCCGAGUUCGACAAAGACCAUUCUUCCUGAUUGCUCCAGAAAGCCAAACUAUUCCCAUUAAUGGAGUAGCCGAGUUUGCUUGCCGUGUAUCUGGUGAACCCCUUCCGACUUUAACAUGGCGUCGUGAGCCCCCACUUCCUGCAAUUUCAACCACACGUUCCAUCCUCUUAUCAGACGGCUCUUUGAAAUUGAUCAAUGUUCAGCUUGAAGAUGCGGGAGAUUAUAUCUGUCAAGCUAGCAAUGAUGGUGGGGUUGUUGAAACGGUUGCUCGUCUGACAGUGACCAGUCCUCCUGGAUUUAUUGAAACUCCCCCGGGAAAUGCUGUAUUUCUUGAAGGAACUCGAGCCCAGCUGGUGUGUCAUGCAACGGGCUCUCCUACGCCGGUAAUCCGUUGGAUUAAUCAGAAAACUUCAGAGUACUAUCUUAACGGCAUAAGAUCACCAUCUCUUAGAAUUAUUGUCACCACCACGGGAUCUUUAAUCAUCAAUACUGUUAGGCUAUCAGAUUCUGGCACAUACGAAUGUCGAGCCUCAUCUGCUGCCGGAUUUACGCGAACAGUCAUCCAUCUCUACGUUCAACCCAAUCCACAUCUGUUCCCUGGUCGAAUAGGCAUCGCUUCAAAGUCUCCAGUCUAUGUGCAAAAUGCAAAUGAAAUUAGAUUGGUUUGCUCUCCUCCAGAUUUAUCGCAUUUCUACUCUUACAUGACUUCUGUUGCUCACAACAUCAGCGAGAUUGGAAACUUCAAUCCCCUAACUACAUUUCGGACAUCGUGGUACAAAGAGAAGAAGGAGAUUGCUUUGUCUGUUUCUGCAACUGACCGAUUCCGAGCAGAUGCUGAUAACUCACUUAUCAUCAAGCCAGUGCAUAUUAGUGAUGCUGGAAACUAUUCCUGCAUGAUUCUUGGGUUAAUGAACAAGAGAAUAGCAUUCUGGCCAAUGCAAAUAUCGCAAUUUCUACAUAAUGAUCGUUUCAGUGAACUAAAUACUCUCUCCGAACCCCCUAAACCGCCCUCAAAUAUUACUGUGAUAGCAGUAGGGGAUACUUGGAUAACCCUGUCUUGGGAUUAUGACUACCCCGAUCCAGAAAUUACUUUCCAAAUUUUUUACCUCCUUCAAUUCCAUAACUCAUCUUAUGUUUCAAAUCGUCGCAUUAAGUCCUUCAAUUCUGUUCAGAUAUCAAAACAUCCUACUUAUAGAGGCUCAGAAAUUCCAUUUGAUUCUGGAACUAUUGAUGAUGGCCAGUAUCCUCUGGAUGUUUGGGAGAUUUCUGCCGAGACAACUCGAGAAAAGCGAUUCCAUUUAACUGGUCUACUGCCUGACAGUGGAUAUUGGAUUGAAGUCAGAGCUUCAAAUUUACAAUUAUGGAGUCAAGGAGCACUCGUUGACCAUAUUGUCUAUACCACCCAGUUAAAACCGGCCAGCAAGUCAUCCACUUUGCAUCCUGUGGAUCCUAGAAAAUCGGCUGGAGAUUUCCAUGACCUUUCAGCUCGUGUUCAUUCGCUGAUUUUCCUUGGGGUCACUGCUCGAAGUUUAAGUGCUUCCGAGAUGUUUAUAAGUUGGACUAUGCAGACUACAAAUGGAGCCCUCAGAUUAGUGGAUGGUUUUCAAGUUGUUGCCAAGCCCGUCUUUAUGUCUCGGUGUACAGCUAGAGCCACUUCUGUGGUGAAAGAUCUUGUUGAUCCCGGACAAUAUGGAGUCGAUCAAAGUUCUCGCUAUGGUUACAGUGAUCUCAUCAACCCGGUUGUAGAACAAGCUGCCCACUGCAGUUUUAAUAGUGAGCAGAUGAUAGAACGUUUUAGACAAUCGUCUGUAAAUGGAGGUCAAAUUGCGUCUGUCAAGAACUCGGUUCCAGAGAAAUUUCUCAUUGUUUCAAGAGUAAUUACUAGAGAAAAUCCAGGUACUGGAGCUGUGAUAGGCGGUCUUCAUCCAUUCACCUGUUAUGAAAUUUCCGUCAAAGCAUUCAAAGACGAUCAAACUUAUGGGAGGAUCUGGAGUAUGGAAACACCAGCGGAAUUAGUACUUUCUCUUGAUGCCACACCCAGUGAAGCUCCAGAACUUAUGUCUGCAGAUUGGCUCAGCGACGCUGCCUCUCAAAACAUGGUACAUUACACCUUUCCACUUAGAAAUCACUCUCUUUAUCCAAAAAACUCCCCUGUUCAAUCGUCUGGCAUUCGACUAAAAUGGAUGCCCCUAGAUUUACAUAUUUCUCAUGGAACACUAAUCGGAUAUUCUAUUCAUCUUAUCGCCAAUGAUUCCAUCUAUACGCAGUCUCAGAAGGUAAUGGAAUUCUUUUUCAACUUUUUACAUGUAAUGGUUUCACCAGAGGCAAAUACGCAUGACCUGCUUGGCUUAAACCCUAAUAUUGAAUACACAAUAUUCUUGGCUGGAAUAACUUGUCGAGGUGAAGGUGUGCGAGGACCCGGUUAUCGAAUGCCACUUUUCGGGAGCGUAUCGAACCAAGCUCCUCCACCAGAUUUCAAUUCCCGGACCGUUUUCUUCCCCAUUUGGGCAUAUGGAGCGGUUUGUGGAGCUGUUGUCGUUUGGCUUCUAAUCGGAUGUCUCUUUGUUAUCUGUCUGCGUCGAAGAAAAGCUCAACAGGAUUCAAGGGGUUACUGCUGUUGCUGUCUAUCAUCCUCCACUUCUAAACCUCUCAAACGAGAUGAUAUCGUCUUUAAACUUUCACCUCGAAAGUCCAAUAACAAUUUUGAUUCUCAGAUUAACAUAUCUGAAACUAAGUCAAGCAAUACUUUCACUACAAAUGCUGAAACACAGCACUACACAUCCAGUGAUCAUCACUCUUCAGUGCAUCUUCAACGAAGAGCAUCUAGGACUUGUGGAGGGAGUAGUACCGAAAGUCAUCGUAUGUUGAAGGGUACAGAAUCAAGUGGAGAACCAACUGCAAUCAUGCUUAACUCUUCUUUAGCCAGUACUCCCUCAAAUACCACCACCAACCAACCAUGUUUCAAGCCGCAGUGUCUACCUCCUACCGCAAGUGUUCCCUAUCCAAGUGGAACAACUCCACCCGGUACGUACAAUAUGAUCAACAGUCUCACUGGAUUUCCUCCACAAUACGAAUCCCAAUGGAAUAAUGAAUCUCAAGUCCAAAAUAGCGCCGGAGCUCGAAGUAAUGCUCAUCCUGAGAUUCCUGCCUAUGCAAGCAGUAAUGUCCUACCGAGCGAUAUGAACAAUUCCUCAUGGAAUUCAGGUCCCGAGGUAAGUUAG
Rodentolepis nana is the source of this 3846-nucleotide messenger RNA. The record is from the annotation of a GenBank genome assembly. Lineage: Eukaryota; Metazoa; Platyhelminthes; Cestoda; Cyclophyllidea; Hymenolepididae.